Molecule: messenger RNA, 1837 nt
Organism: Myxozyma melibiosi
Lineage: Eukaryota; Fungi; Ascomycota; Lipomycetes; Lipomycetales; Lipomycetaceae
Product: L-galactonate dehydratase
Exons: 2
Coding region: 351-1700 (449 amino acids)
Biological process (GO): carbohydrate catabolic process; amino acid catabolic process
Molecular function (GO): hydro-lyase activity; magnesium ion binding
Source: RefSeq, a predicted model, not a curated record
CUGCUAGCAGCAGGGCGUGGGGGCAGCCAACCGGAAAAACCCUACACCGCUGAUUGUUUUCCAGUUUGUUCCCCCCAGUGCUCUAGAGAUUGGAAAAGAAGCUGUGAACAAUUAUUGUUAUAAUUAAAAUAUUCAAGUCAUUCACUGAGAUCUACUCAUCAACCUCUCAAUUAUUCAUUUGCCUCACAAAUCGCAGGCUUCUUCCUUCUUUAACCGAUGCGGCUCCUGUCCGGAAAACUAUCCGCCCUCCCGCGCGGCGGGGGUUCCCGCUCAUCCCCGCGCAGUUAAAAGCCCCUCCUCAUCCUCCUCUCGAUGUUGCCCUCCUCACCAGACCAAGCCCGUCUUUCACCAUGGUUUCCCAAACCGUCACCAUCACCGGAUUUGACGUCAAGGACGUUCGGUUCCCCACCUCCCUCGACAAGACUGGCUCCGAUGCUAUGAACGACAAUGGCGACUACUCCUCCGCCUACGUGAUCCUCAAUACAAACACCGACUUCUGCGGCCACGGCAUGACCUUCACUAUCGGACGAGGUAACGAUAUAGUCUGUCUUGCAGUGAAGAACGUUGCCAAUCGUCUCGUCGGCAAGUCUCUGGACGAGCUCACCUCCGAUAUGGGAAAGACAUGGCGCUAUUUGGUCGGCGAUUCACAGCUGCGCUGGAUUGGCCCCGAAAAGGGAGUCAUUCACCUUGCUCUAGGAUCGGUUGUCAAUGCUCUAUGGGAUUUAUGGGCCAGAGUACUGGAUAAGCCUGUCUGGAAGAUUGUGGCCGAUUUCACUCCCGAGGAAUACGUCCGCUGCAUUGACUUCCGCUACAUCACCGAUGCACUCACGCCCGAGCAAGCCAUCAAGCUGCUGAAAGAGUCACUUCCCGGAAAGGAAGAGAGACUAAAAGACGCAUUCAACGAUCAAGCGGUUCAGGCAUACACAACUUCUGCGGGAUGGCUAGGAUACGGAGACGAAAAGAUGAAAGCUUUGCUUAAUGAAACCAAGAAAGAAGGCUACAAGCAUUUCAAGCUUAAAGUUGGCGGAAGCGUGGCGGAGGAUUCUAGACGCCUAAGAAUUGCUCGUGAAGUGCUUGGAUAUGAUGAAGGAAACGUCUUGAUGGUGGACGCAAAUCAAGUCUGGUCUGUUCCCGAGGCAAUCGACUAUAUGAAACAGCUCGCAGAGUACAAGCCUUGGUUCAUCGAAGAGCCCACUUCGCCGGAUGACAUCGUGGGCCAUCGCACCAUCAAAGAGGCUCUUAAACCCUACGGGAUCAAAGUUGCCACCGGCGAAAUGUGCCACAAUCGCGUAAUGUUCAAGCAAUUCCUACAGCUGGGUGCCAUCGAUAUUUGCCAGAUCGACUCGUGCCGGCUAGGUGGCGUCAACGAGGUUCUCGCCGUUCUUUUGCUUGCAAAGAAAUUUGACGUUCCGGUGGUACCGCAUUCCGGCGGCGUCGGCCUCCCAGAAUAUACCCAGCACCUUUCCACUAUCGACUAUGUUGUUGUUUCUGGAAAGAAAAGUCUGCUCGAGUAUAUCGAUACUCUCCACGAUCAAUUCUUCACCCCUACCAAAGUGAAGAACGGUUUCUUUGUAACUCCGGAGAAGGCAGGGUACUCGGUCGAAAUGAAGCCGUCUGCGUGGGAUACGUAUGAGUAUCCCAACGGCUCGUUCUGGAAGAGUGCAGAAGCUGCUGAUAUUGUGAAGAUGAACUACAAGUAAAUCGGCAAUGCAUUGUGAUAGAUUAUCAAAGAAAAACAAUACAUGCGUUGUCUGCUUCGAGGAGGAGAGUUUGGUUUUUAGUAAGCCGCAGUGAAGAAAAUCAUGUAGCUCUUUGGGUAAGGGUAUUAUACUCCCAC